Messenger RNA from Melopsittacus undulatus (budgerigar), 1584 nucleotides. RefSeq names its product phosphatidylinositol glycan anchor biosynthesis class W (gene PIGW). The record is from RefSeq and is a predicted model, not a curated record. Gene Ontology annotation, cellular component: membrane; endoplasmic reticulum. Gene Ontology annotation, biological process: GPI anchor biosynthetic process; protein localization to plasma membrane. Bases 65 to 1579 code for a protein of 504 amino acids. The transcript is spliced from 2 exons. Gene Ontology annotation, molecular function: glucosaminyl-phosphatidylinositol O-acyltransferase activity. Lineage: Eukaryota; Metazoa; Chordata; Aves; Psittaciformes; Psittaculidae.
GGCCGGCAGCGGGGUGAGCGCGGCGGGGGCCGGAGGUCGGGCACACCGGGGAAAAGCAAGAAGAAUGUCCCAAAAGCAUCUGAAAGAAGCUUUUAUCAGGGACUUAAAUGGAACCAGCUUGCUGGAAAUUUCUAUAGGUUUGUCUCUAGCCCCACUGUGCCUGCUCAGCAGAGGACUCCUCUUGAUUUUGUAUUGCCUGCACUAUGGGAAACCUCUAAGUUCCAGGACAUACAGCCUGCUGCUGGACUUCCUUGUGCUGGUGUCUCCUCUCCUGUUCUCCUGCACAGUCUUGUCUCCAGUCAUCUUUCUCAUACCAGUUAUCAUUGCAGCCUUCUGUGCUGGAAUAUUUUCCAGAAUAUACAGCCGAAGAAAGCAGGAGCCCAGGGUGGCUCUUAGGCAAAUGGUGAAAGACUUCCAGAAGAUGUCCUUGGAUCCAGAAUACAUUCCAGCAAUAACCGUCUUCCGCGUUUAUAUCAACAUCUUGACAUCAAUCAGCAUUUUAGCAGUGGAUUUCCCACAGUAUCCCCGGCGAUAUGCCAAAACUGAGACCUAUGGAACGGGAAUUAUGGAUUUUGGGGUUGGAGCUUUUGUUUUUGGGAAUGCACUUGUUUGUUCUGAAGUUAGACAGAAGUCUCCUGUCACACAACCAAAGUUUUCCAGUGUGGCCAGGCAGUUCUCAUCCAUUUGGCCGCUGAUUUUCCUUGGUGUUGGGAGACUGCUCAGUGUUAAAUCCAUAGACUACCAUGAACAUACUUCAGAGUAUGGAGUGCACUGGAAUUUUUUCUUUACCUUAGCAUUUGUGAGGCUUGCAGCAUCUCUGCUUUUGUCUGUAUUCCCAAAAUAUAAGUCUUGGAUUGUUGCUGUAAAUCUCGCUGUGCUUUAUCAGCUUAUUCUGAACACUACCUCUCUGAAGAUGUUCAUCUUGCACGGCAGCAACGGCAGAGACACGAGGGUCGGCUUUUUAAAUGCCAACAGGGAAGGGCUGCUCUCUCUUUUUGGGUAUUUAGCUAUAUACAUGGCGAGUGUCCAGGUGGGACUAUGGCUGCUGACACGCAGGAGCUCGGUGAGAGGCUGGGCUGAGGCAGUGUGUCUCUUACUGCUCACAGUUCUUGUGCUCUUCCUCUUCCUUCACGUCUCACAAGUGUACGUGGAGCCCGUGUCCCGUCGGAUGGCCAAUCUCUCCUACUGCCUAUGGGUGGUUGCUCACUGCCUGAUGUUCUUUAUCUGCUUAGUGGUGACUGAUCUCGCAUUGGUGUUCACAAAGCUGCUUGUAAGGGGGUCCAGCGUGCCCUGUUGCUGGGAUGUUGUACAGCCCCCCAGUACCAGUAAAAAGCAUGAACUGGAGGCUGUGCCUGUCCGAAGGGAAGGCAAGCACAUGUGCCUGAUCAGUGCUAUCAAUAAAAAUCAGUUACUGUUCUUCUUGCUAGCAAAUGUUAUGACUGGUGCUGUGAAUAUUCUUAUAGAUACAAUCCACAGCAAGACAGUGUUUACAUUAUGUAUACUACACCUGUAUAUGUUUUUUAACUGUUUAGUUAUGUAUAUAAUGCAUGCCAAAAAUAUAGUGUUCAAGUUUUGGUGAUUCCA